UAUCCCAUAAAGUGCUUCUGUUCCGAUUUGUAUGGAGGGUAGCUAAGAAGAAAAGACACUGAAGGGUUUAGGGGCUUUACAGCAGAGCAGAAGCUCAUGUGGAUUCCGCAAAUCUCGUAGCGCAUUUAGAUCCACUGAGAGAGUGAGUACAGUGAGUGAGCAGUGAGCGAUGGGAGCCGAACGCUUUUCUCCCAACGAAAACGACAACUGCGACGCUCCCUUCAUCCUCGGUCUCCAACCCUCCGCCCUCGUUGACAGCGUCGCCACCGUUGAUUGGUCCUUAUUUCAUCACAUUCCUCCCGCCGAACGCGGUGGCUCCAUUCCCGUUGGUAUUGAUGAACUUAAAGACAUACUAAGGGAGGUUAAGUCUAAAUCCCCCGAUGCUCGUUCUUCUAUGAAGACUCUCGCUGGUGGCAGCGUUGCCAACACAAUUCGUGGACUCAGUAGUGGUUUUGGAAUCUCCAGUGGAAUUAUUGGAGCCUAUGGGGAUGACGAGCAAGGCCAGCUUUUUGUCAACAACAUGACCUUCAAUGGUGUCAACCUCUCUAGACUCCGUAAGAAGAAAGGACACACUGCACAGUGUGUUUGCUUGGUUGAUGCCUCGGGUAACCGCACAAUGCGACCCUGUCUCUCAAAUGCCGUCAAAGUUCAGGCAGAUGAAUUGAUGAGAGAGGAUUUCAAGGGCUCCAAGUGGUUAGUGUUGAGAUAUGCAAUUUUCAACUUGGAAGUUAUUCAAGCAGCCAUUCUUUUAGCCAAACAGGAAGGCCUUCUUGUUUCCUUGGAUUUGGCCAGUUUUGAGAUGGUCAGGAACUUUAAACUACCACUUAUGAAGCUAUUGGAAUCUGGGAACAUAGACCUUUGCUUUGCCAAUGAGGAUGAGGCAGCUGAACUUUUAAGGGGCGAACAGAAUGCUAAUUCGGUUGCUGCUGUAGAAUUUCUUGCAAAAUACUGCCAAUGGGCUGUUGUAACAUUGGGCGCUAAUGGGUGCAUUGCUAAACAUGGGAAUGAGAUAAUACGUGUACCAGCCAUUGGGGAAGCUAAUGCAACUGAUGCAACAGGAGCAGGGGACCUCUUCGCAAGUGGAUUUCUGUAUGGAGUGGUCAAGGGUUUGUCACUAGAAGAAUGCUGCAAAGUAGGCUCAUGUAGUGGUGGUUCUGUUAUCCGGUCUCUAGGUGGUGAGGUGACAUUGGAGAAUUGGCAAUGGAUGUACAAGCAGAUGCAGAUAAAGGAUCUUCCCGUGCCCAUCGGUGUAUCAAAUGAAUAGGGGCAACUGUUGCUCCCUUCCUUCGUGCCGCCUUCUAUCUUUUUUACUCAAUUUUUUCUCUUGUUUUUUCUUCUUUUUCCAUUUGCCUUUUGUUUUUAUUAUUCAUCUCUUACCAUCAAAUUCAAAUGACAGCUAGAUAUUUUUCAUGAAAACUCGAGUGCGUUUGAGUUUCUGAUGUACUUGAGCUUGAGGCAAUUAUGAAUUGUCCCUUCCAGUUUAAUAUUAACAUAACAACACACACCUAAGUCAUGGUUACUUGACAACAUAUUUAAACUGUCGAUUG
Molecule: messenger RNA, 1547 nt
Organism: Abrus precatorius (Indian licorice)
Lineage: Eukaryota; Viridiplantae; Streptophyta; Magnoliopsida; Fabales; Fabaceae
Exons: 8
Coding region: 170-1264 (364 amino acids)
Source: RefSeq, a predicted model, not a curated record